AAAGAGAAUAAUGGUGGAGUAACAUAAACCCUGACCUUAAACCUCUUGACUCAGAGAGAGUCACAGCAGCAGCAGCAACAAUGGUGAAGGCCUACCUCCGAUACGAGCCGGCGUCGUCGUUCGGAGUGAUAGCGUCGGUGGACUCAAAUAUUGCAUACGACAGCUCCGGAAAACACCUCUUCUCUCCGGCACUCGAGAAGAUCGGCAUUUGGCACGUGCGGCAAGGUCUCUGCACCAAAACCCUAACUCCUUCCACUCCGUCGCGUGGUCCUUCCCUCGCCGUCACCUCCAUUGCAUCCUCCCCUUCCUCCUUGAUUGCUGGUGGUUAUGGUGAUGGUAGCAUUAGGAUUUGGGACUCUGAUAAAGGAACGUGCGAGACUACCUUAAAUGGACACAAGGGAGCUGUCACUGCUCUUCGUUACAACAAGGCGGGUUCUUUGCUCGCUUCUGGCAGUAAGGAUAAUGAUGUUAUAUUAUGGGAUGUGGUUGGCGAGACCGGGCUCUUUCGCCUUUGCGGUCAUCGCGAUCAGGUGACUGAUGUUGUUUUUGUAAGUUCUGGGAAAAAGCUUGUUACUUCCUCCAAAGACAAGUUCUUGAGAGUGUGGGAUCUUGAUACCCAACACUGUAUGCAAAUUGUUGGUGGCCAUCACAGUGAAAUAUGGUCCGUGGACAUUGAUCUGGAUGAAAGAUAUCUUGUCACCGGUUCUGCAGAUAAGGAGCUUCGUUUUUAUGUGAUCAAGCACGACUCUGGGGAUGGGGAGUCUAAAAAUGAUGGUGGAGAUUUGUCCGUUCAAAAUAAAUGGGAAGUUUUGAGGCAUUUUGGUGAAAUUCAGCGGCAGAGCAAGGAUAGGGUUGCAACAGUGCAGUUCAGCAGGUCAGGGAAUCUGCUAGCUUGCCAAGUUGCUGGAAAGACAGUAGAAAUAUACCGUGUAUUGGAUGAUGCUGAAGCAAAGCGAAAAGCAAAACGAAGGGUUCACCGUAAGAAAGAGAAGAAACAUGCAAAAGAGGCUUUGGAGGGAACAGAAAACGGAGACACAACCAUAGAAACUAGUAACCCCACAGUUAUUGUGCCUGAUGUUUUUAAGCUGUUGCAUACUAUUAGGGCUAGCAAAAAGAUAUGCUCCAUUUCUUUCUGUCCAAUCACUCCAAAGAAUUCACUGGCUAGUUUAGCAUUGUCCUUGAACAAUAAUCUGCUUGAGUUUUACUCUAUUGAACAUGGUGAAACCAAAAAAACACUUGCUAUUGAUCUUCAAGGGCAUCGUUCUGAUAUUAGAAGUGUCACGCUUAGUUCAGACAACACUUUUCUGAUGUCAACCAGUCACAAUGCAGUAAAGAUUUGGAACCCAAGCACUGGCUCUUGCCUAAGGACCAUUGAUUCUGGGUAUGGACUAUGCAGUUUAAUUCUUUCCACUAACAAGUAUGGACUUGUUGGAACUAAAGAUGGAACCUUAGAAAUUAUUGACAUUGGAAGUGGCACUUGUCUUGAAGUAAUGGAAGCUCAUGGUGGUUCUGUUCGCACAAUUGCUGCCUUACCAGAUAGAAAUGGGUUUGUCACAGGAAGUGCAGAUCAUGAUGUUAAGUUUUGGGAGUACAAGCAAAAACUUGGUCAAGCUACUAAGCAACUCAUUGUGUCAAAUGUCAGUACUAUGAAAAUGAACGAUGAUGUUCUUGUGGUUGCAAUUAGCCCUGAUGCUAAAUAUAUUGCUGUUGCUCUCUUGGAUAGUACUGUGAAGGUUCACUUUGUGGACACAUUCAAAUUCUUCCUUUCAUUAUAUGGCCACAAGCUGCCUGUUCUGUGUAUGGAUAUCUCAUCAGAUGGAGAUUUAAUUGUGACUGGUUCUGCAGAUAAAAAUUUAAAGAUCUGGGGCUUGGACUUUGGGGACUGUCAUAAAUCCAUUUUUGCGCAUUCUGACAGUGUUAUGGCAGUGCGAUUUGUUCCCAAGACACAUUAUGUGUUCAGUGUUGGAAAAGAUCGCCUAGUAAAAUAUUGGGAUGCUGAUAAAUUUGAGCUGCUGCUGACUCUCGAAGGACAUCAUGCUGAUGUUUGGUGUCUUGCUGUUAGUAAUCGAGGUGAUUUUAUUGUCACUGGAUCUCAUGAUCGUUCCAUCCGUCGGUGGGAUCGUACUGAAGAGCAAUUUUUCAUUGAGGAAGAAAAGGAGAAAAGGUUAGAGGAAAUGUUUGAGGCUGAUCUUGACAAUGCAUUUGAAAACAAGUAUGCACCAAAGGAAGAAAUACCAGAGGAGGGAGCUGUGGCUUUAGCUGGGAAAAAAACCCAGGAAACCCUUACUGCAACUGACUUAAUUAUUGAGAGAUUAGACAUUGCAGAAGAUGAAAAAAAGCGUAUUGCAGAACAUCAGGAGGAGAAAAAUAACAGAAAUGUUGUUGAUUUCCAAGCAAAUCCUCUGAUGAAUGGGCUUUCACCUUCUGACUAUGUUUUAAGUGCAUUUUCAGAUGUGCAUUCCAAUGAUUUGGAACAAACGUUAUUGGCUUUACCAUUUUCAGAUGCUUUGAAGCUUCUGUCAUACUUGAAAGACUGGAGUUCAUAUUCUGACAAGGUUGAGCUUGUUUGCAGGAUAGGUACGCUGCUCUUGCAGACACAUUACAACCAGUUACUUACCACUCCUGCUGCCCGACCCAUCUUGACUGUUUUCAGUGGCAUUUUUUAUGAACGGGUCAAGGGAUGGAAAGAUAUAUUUGGUUUUAACCUUGCAGCAAUGGAACAUAUUCAGCAAAUGAUGGCUUCAAGAUCAGAUGCUUUAUUUCAUGAUGCAAGAUCAAAACUGCUAGAGAUACGUGCUCGACAAUCCAAACGUAUAGAAGAAAGGUCGGAUACUGGAGAAGUGAAGCGGAGGAAGAAGAAGAAGACAUAAAGUAACGUGUAUGUUUGGACUUGGUUAUGCGCUGGAUUAUGUUAAUGAUAUGGAUAUUUCAAUUUUCAAUCACUGCAGAGAAAUUGUCCUUGACUGGAUUUAGUGAUCGAUGAAGCUCUGCAGAUUCAGAGCGAAUUUGUCAUAAUAUCACCUUCAACGAGAAGAAUUGAUGGGUAAAGGUUGGUUCACCAGAAAAGGCUUAUGACCUUGGUCUACAUGAUUCCUUUCAACAGACGAUUUCUGUUUUUAAUCCGCGAAUUCCUUUCAACAGAUGAUUUCUGUUUCAAAUCCGCGGCUUAUAUAUUGAUGUCACGAUGACAUCUCCAUUUGAAGAGCAAGGUUUUGACUGUACUGUUACUUAUGCGAGUGGCUCAGAGAAGGUCGUUACUUUAUUAUGUUGUAAUACGUGUAAGCAUAAGAAAUUUUACAUAAAUUGAAUUAAUUAUACGAUUCUACCUUCUCAUAAUAUAUAUACAUAAUACAUAUUAUGUUGGUGGGGAAAAUUUUCCCUAUGUAAUGUAUGUGCAUGCUUAUGAUUCAAGUUUACAUAAUAUUCUCUUUUACCUCUACUGAAUUAAUUU
Messenger RNA from Abrus precatorius (Indian licorice), 3451 nucleotides. RefSeq names its product WD repeat-containing protein 3. Gene Ontology annotation, biological process: maturation of SSU-rRNA. The transcript has 12 exons. NCBI's taxonomy places the organism in Eukaryota, Viridiplantae, Streptophyta, Magnoliopsida, Fabales, Fabaceae. Gene Ontology annotation, molecular function: snoRNA binding; protein binding. Gene Ontology annotation, cellular component: Pwp2p-containing subcomplex of 90S preribosome; small-subunit processome. Bases 81 to 2870 code for a protein of 929 amino acids. The record is from RefSeq and is a predicted model, not a curated record.